AUGAGUUACGCCUCCGUACUAGCCGAAAACGCGCCUCCUGUCGACGAGCAGCCCAAGCCCGAUCCAAACCUCUUGGAGGGCCAGGGAGAUCAUCUUCCUAACGAAAAACGCGAGGACGAUAAAUCUGGAGAGAACAAUGAUGAACAUCGCUCCAACCAUACGAACGAGGACCGCUCUUCAUCAACAGUGAAGGAAGACCAAGUCAAGCAAGAGGCAAAGAAAGUCGCCAAGGAAGGAAAGCGGCAAUUACAAGACCCAAAAAAUCAGGCUGCAGCUAUCAGUCUCGUCAACGUCAUCACUCUCAGUGCCACCGCUUUCAUUGCGCUCAAGUAUUGGAACAAGCCACACUGGGAUAAGCGGGUGGUUAGUGGACUCAUCGUUGGAGUUAGCGCAAUUAUGGGGGGACAAGGAUAUCUGGCGAAACUAUUUUCUAAUUUUCAAAGCAAGCAUUGA
This is a messenger RNA of Puccinia triticina, 453 nucleotides long. RefSeq lists its product as uncharacterized. The transcript has 4 exons. The record is from RefSeq and is a predicted model, not a curated record. Bases 1 to 453 code for a protein of 150 amino acids. Lineage: Eukaryota; Fungi; Basidiomycota; Pucciniomycetes; Pucciniales; Pucciniaceae.